Molecule: messenger RNA, 2028 nt
Organism: Apiotrichum porosum
Lineage: Eukaryota; Fungi; Basidiomycota; Tremellomycetes; Trichosporonales; Trichosporonaceae
Exons: 1
Coding region: 1-2028 (675 amino acids)
Source: RefSeq, a predicted model, not a curated record
AUGGCGGCUCUUGACGCUGUUGCAGCUCAGAACGCACAUGUCGACAAGCCAAAGCCCAAACGCAAGGCCAGCGAACACAGCAGCCAUGGCCAUGGUCAUGUUGUGCACACCACUGCCCAUCGCGCGCACUCGCACCACAGUCACGCCCACGGACACGGACACACGGCACCCAAAUCAAGUCGCAGCGAGACACACCUCCCUCGUCUGAGCCGCACACCCAGCUCGAGCGGUGUCAGCGCGGUGACGUCCGAGUCGAGCAACACAGGCGGCAGCUCGAGGCGUCCUGCUGCUGCGGGGGGCCACCGCACACGCUCGGCCGAGCGCGUCCAGGUGGAGGUCGUUGAGGGCGGAUCGGGGUCCGCAGAGGCAGCCGAAGGAGCAGACGACGGCGAGUGGGAGAGCGGCGAGGAGACACCGGCGGUCGGCUCACGCCGUCUCCGGUCCGUCUCUGAUCCGCACAAGCUUCGCAGCACACAGCAGCGCAAGGCUAGUGCUCAGAGCAACGCGACUGUCGAAUCGGCAGCUACCGGCACGACUGGCGAUGGCGGCAGCCCGCUCGAGCUUGGCAGCAUGCAUUCUCCGGGGCAUGAACCGCCGGCGACCCGCAAGACGACCGGCUUCCCGGCACCCAGCGACUCGCAGACGUCUUUACCCAGCGCGGCGAGCACCAGUGCCGUUAGCGGCGCCGACGGUAUUCCUGCAGCUGCCGCCCUGCCUUCCCCACCGCACACCAGUUCCGAGGAGGAAGCCGUCCCGCGUGCCGACUCUGCUCCACUGUCAGAGCCGCUUCCACCUGUUGUGGCUGCCGAAUCUGUUCCGACGGCUUCGAGCGAUCCUGCCCCAGUCACGACCGAGCAGCCUGCUGCGCCCUCUGGCGGCUUCCCCUUCCCGCGCAUGGUGUCCGACGAGUCAGCCCCGCAGCACGUUGUCCGCCCCCACGCCGUCCAGCACAUUUCGCACGCAUCGCAGGCCAUCUCCGAGUCGCCCAUUUCGCCGCCCCAGUCGGUCCCAUCGCGUCUGGCAGAAUCGCAGACAACGCAGUCGAGCGCCUCGGCACAGUCGCCCGCCGCGCACGGGCCAUCAUCGGUGAUGGCGUCGGCACCCCGCAGCAGAGUUAUCAGCAGCCAUGCACCGUCGACCUUGCGCCAUCGCGGCUCGCAACAGUCUCUGCGUUCCAUCCAGAGCCUCCGUGCCCCGCCCCACCCGCUCAACAGUCCCACAGGCCGCUCGGGUUUCCUCCACACCAACAGCCCCAAGGAGAAGCGUGUCUCCAGUCUGCACUAUCCGCCCGCGGCACCUGCUGUGGUGUACCGCGAGACGGUCGGUGGCCACGGUUGGGACGAAUCGCAGCCCAAGGGUCGAGCCGAGCACGUCGUCGAGCGGGAAGAACCACCCUCGCCCGCCCCGCCUCCCCGCACUGAACGUGUUGGUUCCUUUUCGUCGGUCCGCUCGCUCAAAGACUUGCUGGCCGGCACCUCGACGCCCCCCGCGCGUGCCAUGCCCCCACCGAGGAAUACGUCCUCGCGCGACCCUUCACGCCGCCUCACCGCCAUGCAAGCGGCGUCGGCCGUCGCGCGCCUGAACACCACCUCGGACCCCGUCGCGUACCACCAGUCGUUGGGCUUUUCGCCCCAGACGGCCGAAACAGCCCAUCUUCUGUCUCGUUUCCUGCCUCAGCGCCGCACCGACCGUCCCAAAUGGGCCAUUUCUGCGCGCGAGGCCAUGGCGACCAUGGAGGCCGCGGAAGAGGCGCAUAUGCGCGGCGAAGAGAUCCCCGAGGGUCGCGUUGGCGUCACCGACGGGCAGUACCGCGACGCCCACGAGAGCCUCGUCGCCACGCUCCGGGAGCUGGGCAAGGCCGCGCCCGUCCGUCGCGGCGGCGCCAGCAGGUCGUACUCGUACCACAACCUGCUCGGCGCCGUCGCCGAGGACCCGCACGCCCACCGUCCGGGCACCGGCCAGACCCCCUUUGAGAUCAGUGUGGCCAGGUGUGUGGCGCAGCGGCCCACGUCGAGUCUGGCGUACUAG